This is a messenger RNA of Amborella trichopoda, 904 nucleotides long. Its product is annotated as embryo-specific protein ATS3B. Gene Ontology annotation, molecular function: protein binding. NCBI's taxonomy places the organism in Eukaryota, Viridiplantae, Streptophyta, Magnoliopsida, Amborellales, Amborellaceae. The record is from RefSeq and is a predicted model, not a curated record.
UUUGCCUCACGAUCGGCGGACCAAAAAACACGAGUUUUAUCUCUCUAGAUUUGGAAAAAAUGGAGAGAAUGGUUUUCUCUCUCAUCCUUGUUUCAAUGGUUUUCUCUCUCUCUAAUUCAACAGCCAUUAAGCCUCAUGUGGUGGGUUCUCUAAAGAUCAAGGAUAAGCAGGCGAUAGAGAGAGAAGAAGUGCCAGAAAAUACGUGCUCCUAUACUGUGAAGAUAAAAACCAGCUGUUCUUCGGUUUCGUAUACCAGAGACCAGAUCAGUCUGGUAUUUGGUGAUGCUUAUAAAAACCAGGUGUACGUUCCAAGACUUGAUGACCCAUCUUCAGGCACAUUCGAGAGAUGCUCGACUGAUACAUUUAACUUGAGGGGGCCAUGCAGCUACAGGAUAUGUUAUCUCUAUCUGAACAGGUAUGGGCAAGAUGGGUGGAGGCCUGAGUGGGUGAAGAUUUAUAAACCAAGCUCUGAUACCCCUGUUACCUUCUACUAUGAUGAAUUCAUCCCUUUUGAUGUCUGGUAUGGCUUCAAUCUGUGUUCCUCUACCCCUCAUCCUAACAAUGGUGGAGCCCUUUCCUCAAGCAAGUAGUGAGAGAAAGAGAGAGAGAGAGAUAGAGAGAGAGACUUUUGGGUCAUUGAGUUUAUCUCAUUGGUAGGUUGUUAUAGGGAUGUAAUUGGGGUUAUGAUUGAAUAAGUGAAAGUUUAGAGAGAGAGAGAGAGAGAGAGUUGGGGAUUUUUUUUUGAAUGUGUGUUUUAUUGUUUAGAUUUGGGUGUUUUUGACGUGUAACAAGUAAUUGAGUGAAACUUUUCAUUUGUAAUGUUGUAUGGAUGCAUAUUAUGAACCUACCUACCCACCCAGCACAUCUUCAUUGUACUAAUUGAAUUUCAUACAGCAUUAAACCA